Messenger RNA from Nicotiana tabacum (common tobacco), 2728 nucleotides. The record is from RefSeq and is a predicted model, not a curated record. NCBI's taxonomy places the organism in Eukaryota, Viridiplantae, Streptophyta, Magnoliopsida, Solanales, Solanaceae.
UGUUUCAGUAUUUGUGUACUAUUUCAUUUUGCUAUUGAUUUUUCAAAAUUUCCAUUUUUGGGUAUUGUGUAUUAUGCUGGUUUGGUUAGAUAAAGAAUGUUCUAGUGAAAAUCUUGAAUGCAUGUUGACUUUAAAGUCAAAGAUAUGUCCUUUUUUAGAUAAUUUUGGGUAAAGUUGCUAUUUUUAUUGGUUUUCUGUAUAUUUGCUGUUUAUGGGUUGUGAUAAGAAACUGAGUUUAUUCUUCUAAUAGCAACAUUUGUAGAGUGGUGCUGUUGAUGCAAUAAAGAUCUGAAAAUUUUGUUGACUUUUUUCAUGAUUUUGUGUUCUUGUUUUUGAUCUAGUGUUUUUCUCCUUUUGUUUUCUGGGGUUAUGAAAAGUGGUUUCUGAUAAAUUGCCAUUUUGAUCAAGUCAUGAUCUUCAGGGCAUAAGUUUCUUUUGAUGUUAGAACAAGAUGCAUGCGGGUUUUUUAUUUAAAUUUUAAUACCAGGUUAGUAAUUUUGACGAGGAGCAUAAAUUUAUGUGUAAAAGUCCACUAAAAUUACAACAAACAGUAGAUAUGAAUCCAUAACUUUAAGAAUACGAUGGAUUCAAUGCUAAAGAUCUUAGAGGUUCAACCCAUAGAGUUGAAAUCCUGGUCCAGCUCUUUAUGGUCAGUGAGGAUUUAUAUAGUCGACCCCCGCUUGUUUGGACUGAGGGUUAGUUCUUGUCAUUGUUGUUUUUGUAAUUGGUAUAGCUGAUUCCAUUUUAGGUGGUCAUUUUGCUAUUUGUUCCUAGCCUUUAUGUUUUUAGGGUCUAUAUCUAUGAAUGGACUAUAUUAGGUUGGUGAACUACUUUUGUUGAUAUAUUGAUAAAUUGCUAGUUAAUGCAUGUAAAUAUCAGACACAAAAUUCUUGUCUACCUCUGUAUGGGGUGCUCUGCUCAUCAACCAUGGUACUACUAAUUUAAUAAAAUUUCAUGCUUAAAUGAAUUAGCAUUGCAUAAGCCUGUUGUCCUUGUGUGGUUUAUCGUCUUUUGGAGUUCAUAUUGCAGUUCUGUACUUCCUUUUCCAAUUAACACCUUACAAUUCUUUUCUCAUUGUUCAUUUGCACAUGAUAUUAAGUUGCUCGUUGAGAAUACGUGGGACUAUCUCCACUAGUUCCCUUGUCAACUCAUCCCGCUAAUCCAUCUCUUUAUAUCGACGUGCUUAAUAGCAGAAUGGGGAGGUUUUUGUUCAUGUAACAGGUCGAUGACAUUUUAAUUACUGCAGUUCUUGAUAGAGUAUCUGUAUAUUCGUCUUUGCAAUAUAAGGGUGUGCAGUUCUGAUAGCAUGUCUUUAGUAAUUUUGGACUUGGUAUGUGUUAUGCCAUGUUAAUCUUUUUUGCUUAGUGUCCUUGAGGAUUUAAGCUCUCUACACUUUGCAGCCUGAAGCAUAGUUGGGAAAUCUGUCGCUAAUCUUCAUUAUCGAUAAGUAAAUUGCUGUACUAGUACAACUUUACUAAAGAAAAGCUUAGAGCUUACAUCUGUUUUAUGCAUCAUUUUGCUGUCAAUAGCUAAUCAUGGUGGAGUUCCGAUGAACAAGAAACUUCACAUAAAAUUUUUGCCUCAGAAGUGGAAUUUCCGUCUCCUUGCUGUCGCGAGAUGAAGUCUUUGGAUCCAGACUUACAAGGCGAGACAUUGCGGUUGACACAUUCUAUUAUUAAUUCACAAGACGAAAUGACUACCUCGGAGAAAACAAAUUCUCAAGAUCAAUGUGCCUCCUCAGAAUACGUUCAUGAUGAAAGAUAUGGGAGAGAUAUGCAAGCUCAAAUAAAGCCUGCUCUUUUUUCGUCGCAGAAUGAAGUGGCCCAUUCAACUGGUUUCUCUCCUUUUGGUUACUCUGAUCCCUAUAUGACUGGCUUAUAUACUGCUUAUGGACCUCAAGCUUUUCCACAAAUGAUGGGGAUAGCGCCUACCCGCGUCCCACUCCCCCUAGAUCUUGCAGAGGAUGGACCAAUUUAUGUAAAUGCAAAACAGUACCAUGGGAUCAUGAGGCGGAGACAGAUACGUGCUAAGCUUGAGGCUCAGAACAAACUUGUCAAAAAUAGAAAGCCAUAUCUUCAUGAGUCACGGCAUCUUCAUGCAGUGAAUAGAGUUAGAGGGUCCGGAGGACGUUUUCUUAGCUCAAAGAAAGUGCAUCAAUCUGAUCCAAAUAGUUACCCCACUAACGCAAUUUCUUCUCAAGACUCAGUUGAGCGCGAAAAUUCAACUUCUGCUUUCUCAAGUGUCCGGAAAGAUGUCAACAAUGGCGUCAGCUUCCAGCAGCAACCUGAUCACAGGGCCUUUGGUGUAUCCUCUCACAUGGCUAUUACCAUGCAAGGCAAUGGGAAUCAGCAACGUGCUCCAGUUGUCCGGUGAUAAUUUCUAACUGAACAAAGAUAGUCACCGGCAGGCAACUCAUCCUUGGCUUUAUCCUUUCUAUUAAGUAUCUGUGGUUUUUGUAAGUGUCAAAUGGAUUCCACUGUUGUAAUAGUGAAUUUGGUUUGUUAAUCCUAGAUUUGAACCUAGAUUAUGGAAAGGAAGUUUUUUGUUCUGAAUUAGUCGUCUGUUUUGCUGCACGUCUGCACCUAGCAUGAAAUGGUGUAUGCAGUGGAAGUUGUUAAUGAAACUGAAAAGAAAAGAAACGAAAUGUUGCUGUGUUUUGAGUGGAACAAGAUGUUGAUGUAUAUUUGCCAAAUUUAAUCAGAAAAAGUUGUGCAAUGUGUUCAGUGGA